This is a messenger RNA of Aureobasidium subglaciale EXF-2481, 5274 nucleotides long. Its product is annotated as glycosyltransferase family 2 protein. The record is from RefSeq and is a predicted model, not a curated record. The coding region runs from base 1 to 5274 and encodes 1757 amino acids. Gene Ontology annotation, cellular component: cell periphery; myosin complex; cell septum. The transcript is spliced from 3 exons. NCBI's taxonomy places the organism in Eukaryota, Fungi, Ascomycota, Dothideomycetes, Dothideales, Saccotheciaceae. Gene Ontology annotation, molecular function: cytoskeletal motor activity; chitin synthase activity; ATP binding.
AUGUCGAUGUAUUCGAACCAUUCGAAUGUCCCUCGACCAGCCCAACCCUCGGCACAACUCUCGACCACAACGCUGCUCAAUGCGCUGCACUCUGUCUGGACCAGCAGCCAGCCCUAUGCACUCGAGUCUAGCACCAGUCUUGUUGUCAACACAUGGGUCACCACCAUGAUCACUGGCCCUGACGGCAGGCAAGGAGGCACAGUAGAUGCUGAACUGGGCCAGCGUGCAUGGGAACACGCUCGGAGAAGAGCAGAGGACGGCUGCAUCGUCUUGGGCUCUCUCCACGAAUCCACACCCUCGCUACUUGUCCCUUUCCUCUCUUCGCUACCCGUUGCCGUACCCUCGACUCUAUACACUGCCCUGAAUGCAGUCCGCCCCUUCCUCCACUCAGUCACACCACGAAACCCCUCGGCAGCACAGCACAACGGUCUGGCAGCUGUCCUCAACCUCAAUCUCGAGGGAGAGUUGACAGGUGCUUCGCUAAGCCUCUCUUCAUCUGGAACCAAUGUUGCAAGAGGCCUCACCGACGUCCCAGCUGAGAUUGGCUACCGUGCAUUCGAUGUCUUCUACUAUCUAUUGGCGAGUGCCUCGCCCGCCGAGAAGGAGUUUUUGAAUCUGCAAGAGCCCAAGGCUUAUGCCCUCUUGAAGAAGACCGACACAUACACCCCUCCGUUGUACCUCCCCACCGCCGAUGAUGCAGCCGCUGCAGAUGACUUCCGUGCCUCGCUUAAAGAGAUUGGUAUCAAAGGUGCUGCUCUCAGAAACUUGCUUUCGGUCGUGGCUGCCAUCUUAAAGCUUGGAGAGACCAUGGGGUUCCUAGUCGAUGAGGAUAUUCUGGAGAACGUCUGCGAAGAAGUUGCCGACUUGCUCGACUUGGACUCUGAAGUCUUGACCAAGAAGUGCGAUACUAUGGAACGCCAGACCUUGAUGGCUGCCAUUUACGAGGCCCUGGUCGACUGGGUUGUCGCUCGCGCCAACGAAGCCAUUCGUAUGGAGCUUCGCAACGGCGGCCUCGUCAACUCUUCGAGCGGAAGUGACACCGAGAACUCUGGAGGCAUUUUGACCCCACCUCCAGGUGAGGAGGGUGCUGAUACCGUCAACCUGACCAUUCUCGACUUGCCUAGCGUCGCCAUGGGCAAAGCAAUGGCUUUACGCACUGUUUUCGACGACUCGACUGGUAUCAAUCUCGAGAUGAAGGAGGAUGGAGUACCUUCCUACCAUGUCGGUACAUCGAUCAUGAAAGAGAUGAAGGAUGCCGUCGAUGUCAACGCGGCAGAGCUUGAGAUUCCUGGCCAUGUGGCCACAAGAGAGCGCGAAGAGGUACUUGACCGCCGAGAGGGACUCCUCGAGAAGAUUGGUGUCGAGACAGAAGCCGACAGUUUCUUGAGACGUCUCUUGUACCCAACCGAAGGUGAGGGCAUUCAGCUUGGUAGAGCUGGUCGCUUCAACCUUAUGAACGUCUUGGGAAGUAGCCGUGUCUGGUUCCAGCUCGCGCUUCAUCCCACCGACGAGUCCCCAGCAUCUCUUGCAAACCACGCACCCAACACUUUCCCAUGGUCCGCUGGAUCGGUUUCUAGUCAAAUCCGCUCAUGGAGACUUCCUGAGUGGGCCAACCAUCGCAACAAGAAGCUCGACUACACUGCCGAUUUCGAUAUCAACGAGUUCCAGGAGCGCUAUGCACGCCUUGGCUGCCAGCUUGGCCGUGACGGUGUCGAAAGUUGGGUCAUGGAACGUGGCUGGAGCAAUGGAGAAGUUGUCAUUGGCCAUGAGAGAAUCUGGAUUCGCGAAGCCCCUUGGUGGGAGGCCGAAAGUAUGCUUGAUCUGAAGCCCAUGGAUCCUUCAAUGGACGCUGCUGGACCCUUUGGUGGCCAAUACCAGGUGUCCACUCCAAUGGUUGAGGACGGGUUCUACCAACAGCCUUACCACGACAACCCUAGCAACCCUUUCCUCAGUCGCAACCAGAGCUUUGCCAGCAGAAGUCAACUCGGAGCUAAGUCCAUCGCACCCUCAAAAGCCCCGACUAUGCAAGGCCGCCCCGGAGAUUACGGUCUUGGUGUCAAGGGCGAUGACAAGUAUGGCGACGUGACGUAUUACGGCGAGAUCGAAGACGGUGACGCCAAAGUCAUUACAGAGGUACCUAUCACUUUCAGUCGCAAAGCUUGGGUCUGGACUGUGUGGGCUUUGACCUUCUACGUUCCCUCGCCUGCUCUCCGAUACAUCGGUCGCAUGAAGCGUCCCGACGUUCGUCAAGCAUGGAGAGAGAAACUUGCUCUCAUGAUCAUCAUCUUCAUCAUUAACGCCACUGUCGUUUUCUACAUUGUCGCAUUUGGCAAAUUGCUGUGUCCCAACUACGACAAAGCCUGGAACGCCAAGGAAGUCGGCUACCAUGCGGCAUCCAAUGAUUACUAUGUCAGUCAUCACGGCCGUGUCUACGACCUCACCAAAUUCCACAAGACUCAGCACAGUGAUGGAGUCACAAAAACGACUAUUGAAGCCAUGGAACCGUUCGGUGGCACUGAUGUCAGCGGAUACAUUGUCCCUCCUCUUACCGUUGCUUGCCCGAAUCUAGUCACUAGCACAUCCAUCUCACUGACUUCCAACACCACCCUGGAAUAUCCGCAAGCCAUGCACAGUUCAGGUCCCAUAGCCACUCCAGACAACACUACGGCUCUGCAUAGUAUUGAUUGGUACGGCGACAAGUUCUUGCCCAAGAUGAAAGAGUUCUACAAGGGUGAUUUGGUCGUCAAGAAGAGCAAGGUCAAGAGCGAAGGUUCAGACCUCAACCACUACUGGUUUACUCUUGACAACAAGAUCUACGACUUGACCGACUACUUCCACACUCUUGACCUGAUGAACAAUCUCGCCACUUAUGCAUUCUUCCCAUCUGAGUUCACGGCCAUGGUUCAGAGUAACCCUGGUCUUAACAUCAAGUCAGAGUUUGAGGAAAAGUUCCCCGAUGCUCAAAACCGGUCUAAAAUCACUCAAUGUCUGGACAACAUGUUCUACAGCGGCAAGCUCGACUUCAGACAAUCCGCUCGUUGUCAAGUCAACAACUACAUUCUGCUUUCGUUCACCAUCAUUCUUUGUACUGUCAUCGUGGUCAAGUUUUUGGCUGCUCUCCAGUUCGGCUCCAAGCCUCGUCCAAGCCCUCAGGACAAAUUUGUCAUCUGUCAAGUCCCUGCCUACACUGAGGGUGAGGACCAUCUUAGAAAGGGUCUUGACUCGCUCACGUCUUUGGCAUACGACAACAAGAGAAAGCUCAUUUGUGUUAUUUGCGAUGGAAUGAUUGUUGGUGGAGGUAACGACCGCCCGACGCCCAAGAUUGUCCUCGAUAUCCUCGGUGUCGAUCCCAAGAUUGAUCCUCCUGCUCUUCCAUUCAAAUCUAUCGGUGCUGGUGCAGAACAACUGAACUACGGAAAGGUUUACUCUGGUCUCUACGAGUUUGAAGGCAACGUCGUUCCUUACAUUGUUGUCGUCAAGUGCGGUAAAGAGUCCGAGCAGGCCAAGGCUAAGCCCGGUAACCGUGGUAAGCGUGACUCGCAGAUUCUGCUCAUGAGCUUCCUCAACAGAGUACACCACCGCUCUCCUAUGUCGCCUCUUGAGCUGGAAAUGUUCCAUCAGAUCAACAAUGUCAUCGGUGUGGACCCCGAACUAUACGAGUAUCUCUUCAUGGUCGAUGCGGAUACUCUAGUCAAGGAAGACUCUCUCACUCGCCUGGUUGCUGCUUGUACAAACGACUCCAAGAUUGCCGGUAUCUGUGGCGAAACCAGUCUGGAAAACGAAGAACAGUCUUGGACUACCAUGAUCCAGGUCUACGAAUACUACAUCUCGCAUCAUUUGUCAAAAGCUUUCGAGAGUUUAUUCGGCAGUGUCACUUGUCUUCCUGGAUGUUUCACCAUGUACCGUCUUCGAACAGCAGACAAGGGCAAACCUCUUAUUAUCGCUGAUGCUGUCAUUGAAGAAUACAGUGACUGCAACGUCGACACUUUGCACAAGAAGAACUUGUUGUCUCUUGGUGAGGAUCGUUGGUUGACAACUCUGAUGACCAAGAACUUCCCUACCAUGUCCUUCAAGUUUAUUCCUGACGCAUACGCCCAAACUGCUGCGCCCGAGACAUGGAGCAUUCUUCUUUCUCAGAGACGUCGCUGGAUUAACUCGACCAUUCACAACUUGGCUGAACUCAUGCUGAUCAAGGAUAUGUGCGGCUUCUGUUGUUUCUCUAUGCGUUUCGUCGUUUUCAUCGAUCUGUUCGGUACUGUCAUUCUUCCGGCCACCGUCGUCUACCUCGUCUACCUCAUUGUCACGGCAUCGACUGGCGGUCAAUUCCCCUUGAUUUCGAUCAUCAUGUUGGCUGGUGUGUACGGUCUGCAAGCUGUCAUCUUCAUUGCAAAGAGACAAUGGCAACACAUUGGAUGGAUGAUCUGCUACUUGGCCGCCUACCCUCUCUACUCCUUCGUCUUGCCCGUCUACUCUUUCUGGAAGCAGGAUGACUUCUCAUGGGGUAACACCCGUAUUGUCAUUGGAGAGACUGGUGCUAAGCAAGUCAUUGCCGUGGACGCCGAAGAAUUUGAUCCUCGCAGUAUUCCUCUGCAGCGCUGGGACGACUAUGCCUACCAGAACCAACUCCCUGGCCGCCGCGGCAUGGUCGCUCAAGAGAAGGAGAUGGGCUUCUCACCUUUCCAAGAUAAUGGAGGCUACGAGAUGGAUGACAUUCGCUCAGUCUACUCAUCUGUCCAUCCGGCAUCCACCAUUCUCACCGGUCUUCCGAACAACAAUAUGUCCUACCGCCCACCUACCCAAUCUCCUGGCCCCUACAACGCAUACAACCGCAUGUCUAGCUACUCGCGCUUCACAGAUACUAUGCCUGGCGCCAACGAGAACUCACGUCUCAUGUCUAUGGGCAACAUGAGCGACGCCUCGCCCGGCCUCCCUCGCAAUCCUAGCAACCAAUACCUGUCCUCCCAGCCCGACUUGCUCUCGCCCAAGCUCUCACCUCCUCCUUCCGCUGGCUUCCCUCCUAGAUCUCGCAGUCCGCUCUCGCAGGCUCCAUCUCGUGCUGCCAGCACAUUCGGUCUUCCCGGUUUCCAAACACAGGGAAUCACCGACGGCCAGAUUGUUGAUGCGGUCAGAGAUUGCUUGAGAGACGUUGACUUGGACCAAGUGACGAAGAAGCAACUCAAGGUGCUUACAGAGCAACGUCUCCAGGUCCAACUGGACCCCCAAAAGAGAGCAUUCCUGGACCAACAGAUUGACUUUGAAUUAGCAAACAUGUAA